Messenger RNA from Botrytis fragariae, 897 nucleotides. RefSeq names its product putative yip1 domain-containing protein. Gene Ontology annotation, biological process: endoplasmic reticulum to Golgi vesicle-mediated transport. The transcript is spliced from 3 exons. The coding region runs from base 1 to 897 and encodes 298 amino acids. Lineage: Eukaryota; Fungi; Ascomycota; Leotiomycetes; Helotiales; Sclerotiniaceae. The record is from RefSeq and is a predicted model, not a curated record. Gene Ontology annotation, cellular component: membrane; trans-Golgi network.
AUGGCUUCGUCUUCAAAUCCUUACCAGCAUUAUGAUCAACCUCGUGUGGAGGAUGAUUUGAUUGAUCCUGAUGAUGCAACCCUCGAUGAUCUCGACGAUCCCCUAAAUGCCACUACCUCCCGCACUCCCCUCACCGGAAACAUUCAACAAACGCAAUCCUCUACCCAAUCCUCCCAAAACUAUCUCACCUCCCGCAUUCCAGGCGAAGAUCGUCGAGCUCCCACAAACACCCUCGAUGAAUCGGUUUGGGAAACCCUCUCGCGCGACCUCACAGCCAUCUGGUCCAAAAUGCGGGAAGUGCUGUAUCCGAAAUAUCUUUUUGGAGGUUCGAUGAUUGACUCUCAUGGUUUACGAGGCGCAUAUUCGCAGUUUCGAGAAAAUGGGAUUCAAGGAGCGAGAGAAGAAUUGAGGGGCAUGAUUGGAAGGGUCACGGAUGUAGAGGGAUUGACAUCAGGAAAUGCAAUGAGUGAGGGAUUGAGAGAUUGGGAUUUAUGGGGCCCGUUGGUUUUUUGUUUGGGGUUGUCAUUGUUGUUGAGUUUUAGAGCGAGGGGAGAUCAGAUGAGUAAUGUUUUCAGUGGGGUUUUCGCUAUGGUUUGGUUGGGGGAGGCGGUGGUGACGGUGCAGAUUAAGUUGUUGGGGGGGAAUAUUUCCUUCGCCCAAUCCGUCUGUAUCAUAGGUUAUACCCUUUUCCCUCUUGUCAUCGCAGCACUCCUCUCAGCACUAGGUCUUCAUCCCAUCCCGAGAAUCCCCAUUUACAUUGUCCUGGUGGGGUGGAGUAUGGCGGCGGGUAUUAGUAUCUUGGGAGGAAGUGGAGUGGUGAAGAAUAGAGUGGGGUUGGCGGUUUUUCCUCUGUUUGUGUUUUAUUUGAUGUUGGGGGCGCUUUGUUUUAUUUCUUAG